Messenger RNA from Aureobasidium melanogenum CBS 110374, 750 nucleotides. RefSeq lists its product as uncharacterized. Bases 1 to 750 code for a protein of 249 amino acids. The record is from RefSeq and is a predicted model, not a curated record. The transcript has a single exon. Lineage: Eukaryota; Fungi; Ascomycota; Dothideomycetes; Dothideales; Saccotheciaceae.
AUGCCUUUCUUCUUUCCCUGCGCUAUUUGCGGCUCAACUUUGCCCAGCACCACCUUUGCCUAUCAAAAGCACAUGACUCAAUGCCACUGGUCUGGUAAGAACAACAACACAAACACAUUCCCUUUACCUUCCAUCUUCACAACCUCCCCAAUGCCCAGCCCUGUUGCUUCUGCUACCUACUCCUGCUUCUUCUGCAACUUUGAGUUGGCAAAUGUGAAUGAGCUCGCUAGUCACUUGAUUGUCUCCCACAGCUCUGAUCUUCACAGCAUUCUCUGCCCUAAAGCCACUGACGCCUUUCUUCGUGUUGAGAUUGCUGAGUUUUUGAAUCAGUUUGCUGCGACUGGAGCGAGUUUUGUUAGUCUUUGUUAUUGUUUUCCUGGUCACCCUAUUCACUUCACCAAUUAUCUUGAUUGGACUGAGACUGAUGGCACUGAGACCGAGACUGAGAUUGCUGCUGAUGAAAUUGCUGAUUCUGGUCUUGGUGGGAGUCCUAUGUCUACUGGUUCUCCUGCUGAUGGUCUUGCUGCUGAGAAUUCUAAUCUUUUUGCUCUUCCUGGUGGGUCUGCUCCUUCUCUUGAUGGUAAAUCAGCUUCUGCUAUGUCUGUCUCCGCUGAUAACAAGUCUGGUUCUGAUCCUGCCUCCUCCUCCAACAUCACACCCAAAAUCGCUGAAUUCUUGGUUUCGAUUGGCCUUACUCCCACUAGAUCGACGUCUGGCAAAAGAGUUUAUCUUCGUCCUGUCAUGCCAUAA